AUGGCCGCACCCACCGAGGCGCAGAUAGCGCACCAGGAGCUCAUCGACACGCUCGACAUCCACUCGAUCCCCAAGAGCUUCCGCAGCACCACGUGGCGGCCGAACCAGCGGCGCAACAAGAACAUCAAGACCAUCAUCGGCGACGCCACCCGCAAGGAGGCCUCGAUGGCCGCCACGCCCCAGGACGCCGACAGCGGCGCCGCCUCGCCCGCCCCGGCCGUCGAUGACAACGGCCUCUCGACCUCGGGCACGUCCACGCCCGCCGCCUCGGCCGCCGGGUCCGACGCCCAGCCCAACCUCGCCCAGGCCUCGAGGAGCCUGAGCAAGCUGGUGCUGGAGAAGAGCCUCAAGCCCGCCAACGGCAGCCUCGGCGUCGGCGGCGGCGCCACGGUGUCGGCGCCGAGUGCGACGUACACCAAUAUCGAGAGCGCACCCUCGCUGGCCCACACGAAACGGUACUGCGACAUCACGGGCCUGCCAGCGCCGUACCUAGACCCCAAGAGCAGGCUACGGUAUCACAACAAGGAAGUUUUUGGCUUCAUUCGCAGCCUGCCUCAGGGUGUGGCCGAGCAGUACUUGGAGGCCCGAGGCGCUCAUACCGUUCUCAAAUGA
Molecule: messenger RNA, 612 nt
Organism: Neoarthrinium moseri
Lineage: Eukaryota; Fungi; Ascomycota; Sordariomycetes; Amphisphaeriales; Apiosporaceae
Exons: 1
Coding region: 1-612 (203 amino acids)
Biological process (GO): chromatin remodeling
Cellular component (GO): Ino80 complex
Source: RefSeq, a predicted model, not a curated record